AGUUCCUUUGAUCAAUCAAUUAUUGCUAGUGCUCUCUUCUUUCUCCUUUCUUCUACUUCAUUUCUUUUCCCAUCAUCGUAUUCACACCCUUAGCAAAGUCAAGAAACCAUGGCUGGGGCAUUGGUAGGAGGAUCAUUUCUCUCAGCUUUCCUCCAGGUUUUGUUCGACAGGAUGGCUUCUCGCGAGUUUGUGGAUUUCUUCAAGGGACAAAAGCUCAACGAUGAACUGCUGAUGAAGUUGAAGAUAACAAUGAGGUCUAUUAAUAGGUUGCUGGAUGAUGCGGAGGAGAAGCAGAUUACUAAUCGAGAUGUUCAAAUGUGGCUUGACGACCUUAAAGAUGCUGUCUAUGAAGCUGAUGACUUGUUGGAUGAGAUUGCUUAUGAAGGUCUGCGAUCGGAGAUAGAACCUGCUCCUCAAACCAACAACAUAGCUAUGUGGCGAAACUUUCUCUCUUCUCGUAGUCCAUUCAACAAGAGGAUCGUGAAGAUGAAAGAGAAGUUGAACAAGAUCCUUGGUAGACUUAAUGAUUUAGUAGAACAAAAGGAUGUCCUUGGUUUAGGUGAGAAUAUUGGAGAAAAACCAUCAUUACAUAAAACGCCAACAACUUCUUUGGUUGAUGAAUCUGGUGUUUUCGGUAGGAACAAUGAUCAGAAAGCUAUAGUGAAGAUGUUAUUAUCAGAUGAUGCACAUGGCAGAAGCCUUGGUGUGAUUCCUAUUGUAGGUAUGUGUGGAGUCGGGAAAACCACCCUCAGUCAGCUUGUUUACAAUAAUAGCAGAGUUCAAGAGUGGUUUGAUCUCAAAACAUGGGUCUGUGUUUCGGAAGAAUUUGGUGUUUGCAAGAUAACUAAAGAUAUCAUCAAGGAGUUCGGGUCAAAAUAUUGUGAUACCAAGACUCAGAAUCAGCUUCACCUUGAGCUCAAGGAGAAAUUGAUGGGAAAAAGGUUCUUGCUUGUCUUAGAUGAUGUCUGGAAUGCAAAGUACGACGAUUGGGAUAUUUUACUCACGCCAUUGAAAUUUGGGGCACAAGGAAGUAAGAUUAUUGUCACAACACAGAAUGAAAGGGUAGCAUCAGUCCUCUCCACUGUUCCACCUUACCAUCUGAAGGGAUUAACCGAUGAUGAUUGCUGGUGUUUGUUCGAAAAACAUGCAUUUGAUGAUGGAGAUUCUAGUGCACAUCCAGGGUUGGAGGGAAUUGGCAGAAAAAUUGUAAGAAAGUGCAAAGGCCUGCCUUUAGCUGUAAAAUCACUUGCAGGUCUCUUAAGGUCCAAAAGAGAUGUGGAGGAGUGGGAGAAGAUACUACGAAGCAAUUUGUGGGAUUUGCAAAACAUCAACAUUCUUCCAGCUCUAAGAUUGAGUUAUCAUUAUCUCCCUGCGCAUCUAAAGCGUUGCUUCUCUUAUUGCUCAAUAUUUCCUAAAGAUUAUGAAUUUAGAAAGGAGGAGAUGGUACGUUUAUGGAUGGCAGAAGGUUUUCUAAUCCAACUCAAUGGCAAUCAGAAAAUGAAAGAAGUAGGUGGUGAGUACUUUAAUGAUCUUGUAUCAAGGUCGUUUUUUCAACAAUCAAGCAGCCAUCCAUCUUGCUUCGUGAUGCAUGACCUCAUGAAUGGUUUAGCUAAAUUUGUAGCUGGAGAAUUCUGCUAUACGUUAGAUGAUGCCAAUGGAUUAAAGCUUGCUAAAAAGACGCGCCAUUUAUCAUAUGUUAGAGCAAAGCAUGGAAACCUUAAGAAAUUUGAGGGAACCUAUGAAACACAAUUUUUACGCACUUUCUUACUCGUGGAGCAAUCGUGGGAGCUUGAUCACAACGAGAGCGAGGCAAUGCAUGAUUUACUGCCAACACUCAAGCGUCUUCGAGUACUAUCUCUAUCUCAAUAUUCUUAUGUACAAGAGUUACCUGAUUCAAUUGGCAACUUGAAACACUUGCGAUAUUUGAAUUUAUUCCAAGCAUCACUGAAAAAUUUACCUAGAAUUAUUCAUGCUAUGUACAAUUUGCAAACCUUAAUCUUGCGGGAGUGCAAUGACCUUGUCGAGUUACCUGAUUCUAUUGGCAACUUGAAGCACCUGCAGUACUUGGAUCUUUUUGGCACAUCGAUUAGAAAGUUACCUAAUUUUGUGAUUGGCUUGUGCCAUUUGGAAACUUUAAUCUUGUGUCAAUGCAAAGACCUCACUGAGCUUCCAACCAACAUGGGAAGCUUAAUUAACUUGCAUCACCUUGAUAUUAGAGAAACAAAUCUGCAGGAGAUGCCAUUACAGAUGGGAAACUUGAAAUAUCUUCGAAUUCUAACUAGAUUCAUCAACACAGGCUCAAGGAUUAAAGAGUUGGGUGAGCUUCAACAUCCUCGAGGAACACUAGAAAUUUGAAAUCUUCAAAAUGUUGUUAUGCUCUAGAUGCUUUUAACAGCCAAUUUGAAGGGUAAGAAGCACCUUGAACAUUUGCAGUUGAGAUGGCACGGUGAUACUGAUGAUGCAGCUCAUGAAAGAGAUGUACUUGAGCAAUUACAACCCCAUACAAAUGUGGAAAGCAUUUCCAUUAUUGGUUAUGCGGGUCCAACAUUUCCAGAGUGGGUGGGGGACAGUUCUUUUUCUAAUAUCGUGUCAUUGACACUUAGUGAAUGCAAGCGUUGCUCAAGCUUCCCACCACUUGGGCAGUUAGCCUCUCUAAAAUACCAUGUUGUCCAAGCUUUCGAUGGAGUAGUUGUAAUUGGUACUGAGUUCUAUGGAAGUUGCAUGAAUCCAUUUGGAAACCUGGAAGAGUUAAGGUUUGAAAGAAUGCCUCAUUUGCAUGAAUGGAUUUCUAGUGAAGGUGGAGCUUUCCCUGUUCUCCGAGAGCUUUACAUAAAAGAAUGUCCUAACGUAUCAAAGGCCUUGCCUAGUCAUCUUCCUUCUUUAACAACCCUUGAGAUUGAGAGAUGUCAACAGCUCGCAGCUGCACUUCCAACGACACCGCCUAUCUGCAGAUUGAAGUUGGAUGACAUAUCUCGUUAUGUGCUAGUAACUAAAUUGCCUUCUGGACUGCACGGACUCAGAGUUGAUGCAUUCAACCCCAUAAGCUCCCUACUUGAGGGAAUGGAGCGAAUGGGUGCACCUUCCACAAAUUUAGAAGAAAUGGAAAUCAGAAACUGUGGCUCACUUAUGUCUUUCCCAUUACAAAUGUUCUCCAAGUUGAAGAGUUUUCAAAUAAGUGAAUGUCCGAAUCUUGAAUCCCUUGUUGCAUAUGAGAGAAGUCAUGGGAAUUUCACUCGCAGUUGUUUGAAUUCUGUUUGUCCUGAUUUGACACUGCUUCGUUUAUGGAAUUGCUCAAAUGUGAAGUCUCUGCCCAAAUGUAUGCUCUCCCUGCUCCCUUCGCUUGAGAUUUUGCAACUUGUUAACUGUCCAGAACUUGUGUGAUUCCCAGAAGGGGGCUUACCACUGCUUCGGUUAUGGAAUUGCUCAAAUGUGAAGUCUCUGCCCAAAUGUAUCCUCUCCCUCCUCCCUUCGCUUGAGAUUUUGCAACUUGUUAACUGUCCAGAACUUGUGUCAUUCCCAGAAGGGGGCUUACCUCCAAAACUACAGUCUCUUCAGAUCAGGAAUUGCAGAAAGCUCAUUGCUGGCCGUAUGGAAUGGAAUUUGCAAGCUCUCCAAUGUCUUUCACAUUUCAGUUUUGGUGAGUAUGAAGAUAUAGAAUCCUUUCCCGAGAAGACACUGCUGCCCACCACUCUUAUCAUUGUUGGUAUCUGGGAUCUUCAGAAUCUGAAAUCUCUAGACUAUGAAGGCCUUCAACACCUCACCUCUCUUACACAAAUGAGAAUCUCCCACUGUCCCAAUCUCCAAUCCAUGCCGGAGGGGCUGCCAUCUUCUCUUUCUUCUUUAAUAAUCUCUCAAUGCCCUUUACUGGAACAAAGGUGUCUGCAUAACCAAGGAGAAGAUUGGCCCAAGAUUUCUCACAUCCCAGACAUAGUUAUCAACUGGGAUAGCUGAAGAGGCUGCAAGAAAAUAAUAACAAAGACAUUGGAGCUUGUCGCAUAUAGUACGCCAUUAUUAUAGUGGUGUGAGAUUUGAAAACGUUCCUGUCCAUUUUUUUGAAGUAUGGAAGACGGGCAUCAGCAGUGUCAUCGGUUGAAUGAGUUUGGGCUGUUUAUUUGUCUUCAUGCCUCGUAAAUUGGAAAUAUGUGCUUCAGUUCUACCCAGUAACUUCUGUACCUGGGUUAUAUUCAAGGAAUGGGCAUUUCCAGUUUUUUCCUCUACUCAUCAUGUAUUUAUUCAUGGGCUGUUAUUUCCAGAUUUGCAUUUCAACUUGGCUUGCUUUUUGCAUGCUGAGUUCUCUUUGUUUGAUCCUGAGAUUCCAGCAAUGUUAUCUGCACUUAUAUUUGAUGCAAUUCUGCUGGCGAUUGCAUUAUAGACACACCUCGCCAACACCCCUGAAUUUAAAAAUUGCCGUUUGAUGUUUUGCGGUAAAAGAUGGCAGGACUCCGAUGUGGUCUUGUAGACCAAAACCAUUUUGGGAUUUGAAUUGUGCUUGUGAAUCUGAAGCUUUUGGCUUUUAGAUGGUUGGUGAAAGGUUCACCUUGAAGAGGAAUAUUAUCAUCGAAUUUAACUCCUUAUGUUUGGAUUCAAA
Molecule: messenger RNA, 4588 nt
Organism: Populus trichocarpa (black cottonwood)
Lineage: Eukaryota; Viridiplantae; Streptophyta; Magnoliopsida; Malpighiales; Salicaceae
Product: putative disease resistance RPP13-like protein 1
Biological process (GO): defense response to other organism
Molecular function (GO): ADP binding
Source: RefSeq, a predicted model, not a curated record